GUGCUAGUGGCGAGAGGAGUAAAGAUGGCGGCGCGAGGGUCUCCGCCCUCUGCUCCCGGCUGAAGCGCUCUGAGGGAGGCGGCAGCGGCAACCCGAGCCCCAACAGUAAUUUAGUGUUGGUAGUUUUGGCAGCAGCUGCCGAGGCCGGAGCAAUGGCGGAGCUGGAGCACCUAGGAGGGAAGCGGGCAGAGUCGGCGCGAAUGCGGCGGGCAGAGCAGCUUCGGCGCUGGCGGGGCUCGCUGACAGAGCAGGAGCCCGCGGAGCGACGAGGCGCGGGGCGGCAGCCGCUGACCAGGCGCGGGAGCCCCAGGGUCCGCUUCGAGGACGGUGCUGUCUUCCUGGCCGCCUGCUCUAGCGGGGACACCGACGAGGUGAGAAAGCUUCUGGCAAGAGGUGCUGAUAUCAACACAGUCAACGUGGACGGCUUGACAGCCCUGCACCAGGCAUGUAUUGAUGAAAAUUUGGAUAUGGUGAAGUUUCUGGUGGAGAACAGAGCCAAUGUAAACCAGCAAGACAACGAAGGCUGGACACCCCUUCAUGCAGCAGCUUCCUGUGGCUAUCUCAACAUAGCAGAGUAUUUCAUUAAUCACGGAGCCAGUGUAGGUAUUGUCAACAGUGAAGGUGAAGUUCCCUCUGACCUUGCAGAAGAGCCAGCCAUGAAGGAUCUUCUUCUGGAGCAAGUAAAGAAGCAAGGAGUCGAUCUAGAGCAGUCAAGAAAAGAAGAAGAGCAGCAGUUGUUGCAGGAUGCCCGCCAGUGGCUCAACAGUGGGAAAAUAGAGGAUGUGAGGCAGGCUCGCUCAGGAGCUACAGCCCUUCAUGUGGCUGCUGCCAAGGGCUACUCUGAAGUCCUCAGACUUUUAAUACAGGCUGGCUAUGAACUCAAUGUUCAGGAUUAUGAUGGCUGGACUCCCCUCCAUGCUGCUGCACACUGGGGAGUGAAGGAGGCUUGCUCCAUCCUGGCAGAAGCACUCUGUGACAUGGAUAUUCGAAACAAACUGGGCCAGACACCAUUUGAUGUGGCUGAUGAGGGUCUCGUGGAGCAUUUGGAGAUGCUCCAGAAGAAGCAGAAUGUGCUUCGAAGUGAAAAGGAGACACGGAAUAAACUCAUUGAGUCAGACCUGAACAGCAAGAUGCAGAGUGGGUUCUUUAAGAACAAAGAGAAGAUGCUUUAUGAGGAGGAGACACCUAAGUCCCAAGAAAUGGAGGAAGAGAACAAAGAAUCUAGUAGCUCCAGCUCAGAGGAGGAGGAAGGUGAAGAUGAAGCUUCUGAGUCAGAAACUGAGAAGGAGGCAGGUAAAAAGCCGGAAACCUUUGUCAACCAUUCCAACUCCGAAAGCAAGAGUAGCAUCACGGAGCAGAUACCAGCACCAGCUCAGAAUACCUUCUCUGCCUCUUCUGCUAGGAGGUUCUCUUCUGGCCUUUUUAACAAGCCAGAAGAGCCCAAAGAUGAAUCUCCUUCUUCAUGGAGAUUGGGACUGAGAAAAACUGGCAGCCACAACAUGCUGAGUGAGGUGGCCAAUUCCAGGGAACCUCUAAGGGACCGAGGCUCUUCCAUCUACCGUUCCUCUUCAAGCCCUCGGAUUUCUGCUCUACUAGACAACAAAGAUAAGGAGAGAGAAAACAAAAGCUAUAUUAGUUCACUAGCACCCCGGAAGCUCAACAGCACAAGUGAUAUUGAAGAAAAGGAGAACAGAGAAUCAGCUGUUAAUCUAGUGAGGAGUGGCUCCUAUACCCGGCAGCUAUGGAGGGAUGAAGCAAAGGGAAAUGAAACCCCACAGACAAUUGCCCCCUCCACCUAUGUAUCAACCUACUUGAAAAGGACUCCUCAUAAAUCCCAGGCUGACUCGACAGCAGAGAAAACAGCAGACAAUGUCUCUUCUAGCACCCCGCUCUGUGUGAUCACCAAUCGCCCUCUGCCUAGCACUGCCAAUGGGGUUACAGCUACUCCUGUACUCUCCAUUACUGGAACAGAUUCCUCUGUGGAAGCCAGGGAGAAGAGGAGGUCCUAUCUAACUCCUGUACGGGAUGAGGAAGCAGAGUCUUUACGGAAAGCACGCUCCAGACAAGCUCGGCAGACACGAAGGUCUACUCAAGGUGUCACCCUAACGGACCUUCAGGAAGCAGAAAGGACUUUCAGCCGGUCGAGGGCAGAGAGGCAAGCUCAGGAGCAGCCUUGUGAGAAGCCCACAGACACUGAAGGGCUUGAGGGGAGCCCUGAGAAGCAUGAGCCCUCAGCAGUUCCAGCAACAGAAGCUGGGGAGGGCCAGCAGCCCUGGGGCAGGAGUCUGGAUGAAGAGCCUAUCUGUCAUCGCCUGAGGUGCCCAACUCAGCCAGACAAACCCACCACGCCAGCAUCUCCUUCUACAUCAAGACCCUCACUCUACACCAGUUCCCACCUGCCACGGACAAAUAGAUUUUCAGUCCCUGAUUCUGAGAGUUCAACGACUACCACAAAUACUACAACUGCAAAGGAAAUGGACAAAAAUGAGAAUCAAGAAGCAGAUUUGGAUGAGCAGUAUUCUAGGAGGCUGUCCGUCCGAGAGAGGAGGCGGCCCAAGGAACGACGAAGAGGUACAGGCAUCAAUUUCUGGACAAAGGAUGAGGAUGAAACUGAUGGCUCUGAAGAGGUCAAAGAAACAUGGCAUGAAAGACUUUCUAGGUUGGAAUCAGGAGGUAGUAAUCCUACAACCAGUGAUUCUUACGGUGACCGGGCUUCAGCAAGAGCCCGUCGGGAGGCCCGGGAGGCCCGUCUAGCCACCCUGACCGGUCGUGUAGAAGAAGACAGCAACAGAGAUUAUAAAAAACUCUAUGAGAGUGCUCUGACUGAAAACCAAAAACUGAAAACAAAACUUCAGGAAGCCCAGCUCGAGCUAGCAGAUAUAAAAUCCAAGCUUGAGAAGGUGACCCAGCAGAAACAAGAAAAGACCUCUGACCGAUCAUCAGUGCUGGAGAUGGAGAAACGGGAGAGGCGAGCCUUGGAGCGCAAAAUGUCAGAAAUGGAGGAAGAAAUGAAGGUGUUAACAGAACUGAAAUCCGACAACCAGAGGCUGAAAGAUGAAAAUGGUGCCCUCAUCAGAGUCAUCAGCAAACUGUCCAAAUAGGCUAGGCUCCAGAUUUAUGAGGAAACAAAGGGACAGUAUUUGCUGCCCCCACCCCUCUUUUCCAGUCCUUGCCUUCCAACCAAAAGAAAUGGAUGUUUUGGUGGAAGGACACUUCUUUCUAACACCGUCUUCAGUCACCUCUAUACGCUUUACAUUUUCUCUGCACUUUCAAUGCCCUGUUCUUCCAAAACGCCUAUCCCAAGUUUUAUGACAGUUUUAAUUGAAGCAUGAUUGUGAUAAUUCGAGCCAUCUGGAGAAUGCUCUGGGGAGUACACUAGGCUCAGCUGUGGACCCCUCAACUUCCUGCUGCUCAGCUACUUUGUCCACAUUGGAUUUGGUCCAAACAUAUAAGGCUUCUACCCAAAUCAGUAUCCUUCAGCUUUUUACAUUGACCCAGUGUCCUCUGAUAUAGGUGAGUCUUGUGGUAGCCACUCCAGGAUCCUGAUUGGGGUGCCAAGAGAAACAGCAGGAUGUUGAAUUGAUCAUGAGAUGGCCUCCGGAGCUGUUAGCAUCCAAGGUGACAGUGACUGCAUUGAGGUGCUCUAUUCUUCUUCACCUCUCAGGAACUUUUAUUUUUUCUAUCAACACCCAGUAAUCUCCCUAACUAGUUUUAACCUUUAUUCCUCCCUCAUACCUAGCCCUUUCUUCAAGGCUCAAAUGGCCCUGGCUUCAUUUAUUCCUUUCCUUUCUAUCCUUUUAUUUUUUUCCCUCCCCCACCCCCUCACUCAAUGGUAUAAAAGCUAGGACAGAGCA
Messenger RNA from Mandrillus leucophaeus (drill), 3854 nucleotides. It is a transcript of the gene PPP1R12B, whose product is annotated as protein phosphatase 1, regulatory subunit 12B. Gene Ontology annotation, molecular function: phosphatase regulator activity; enzyme inhibitor activity; protein kinase binding. The transcript has 24 exons. NCBI's taxonomy places the organism in Eukaryota, Metazoa, Chordata, Mammalia, Primates, Cercopithecidae. Gene Ontology annotation, biological process: signal transduction. The record is from RefSeq and is a predicted model, not a curated record. The coding region runs from base 153 to 3101 and encodes 982 amino acids. Gene Ontology annotation, cellular component: cytoplasm; Z disc; A band.